UGGACUCUUUGCCUUGAGCGGCUCUCUACCCUCUCUCACUUGCUUGCCCCCCUGGCCUUGCUUCAACGCCAAUGCUUGCUUCACCCCACCCAACCCCACCCCCAAGUCCUUUUCUUUUUGCCUUCGUUUUCCCCUUUUCGGCCCUCUCCCUAUCUCCUUGUGGCCAUCUGUGUGGGUCAGGAAGCGAUCGGAGAUCUUGGAAACCUGCAUCGAAGUUGAUGUUGUUGAUGUUGUUGUUUGCCAAUUCGGUCUCCAGUGUUGAGAAUUGAUUGAUCGUUGGGAGGAGUCACUUGAGGUGACGUGACUGAGAGAGGUGGAGAGUUCGUUUGUGGGGUUCAGGAAAAAAACACGCCGAGAGCGGUGCCGAGAGGUGGGGGUCAGUGAACACCAGGGGUGUGGUCACUGGCGUGAGUGUGUGGGGUAGAGGGUCGGGGAUUUUGGAAUCGGGUGGGUGUUGUGAGAGACGGAGGUUGCUUCGCUGGGACGUCUUCCAGGACCCGGUUUUAGGUGAGCGCAAGUGCUGGGAUUGUAGGUGAGUGAGUGCACUUUUUCGCAGCUAUGGUUGCCUAUGCGUGGCAUUAUUCAAAAGUGACGGUACAGAUAUCCGUAAGUAGUCCAUUGUGCAUUGCGAGGAAUGUCGCGGGAGAUGUUGAGGGCGCAGUGGAAUAGAUGUGAUGUCUUUCGGGAAGUGGAGUGACUCGCAUUGAGUGGCGAAUGGGGGUUGAAAGACGUGCCAAUCUCGCAAUUUUUUUUUGUUGUGGUUGUUUCGUAGCGGUUUUCCUCCGAAGCACUCUACUCGUGCACUAUUAGCUUCAAAUGGAGGUUCUAGGCAAAAGAUUGCGAGCAUCCAUGCCUACCGGGACAUCCCCACAAGUUCUUGAGACUUCCGGGCAGGAAUACCCCAGCCAGAUUUUGCACUCCCUCCCGGACCAACUGGCUAUGAAAUGUCUUGCCCGGGUUCCUCUCUCCAGCCUUCGAGGUGUCAGCAAGACAUGGCAGAAUGUCAUCUAUGAUCCUUACUUCCAGAGCCUCAGGACAACGAAUGGAAGGUCCCAACUGGAAUGGGUCUACGCAUUGGUGCAGUCGCAGGACAAGAGCUUCCGAUGGCGAGCAUUCGAUCCACUCUCUAGCGUGUGGUAUGACUUGCCUCCAACGCCGUACCCUAUGGAGUUUCAGCUCCACAAUCCUGGGUGCAUUGGAGUCUCGUACUUCGUACAAUGUGCCAGUACACUGGACAAACUAGUCAUGGUGGCGGGUUUGAAGGCCAAGAAAGAUGGAAGGAACAGGAUGAUCAUGGAGCCAGCUCUGGAACAACCAUACAUAUUCGACACCCGGACGAGUGAAUGGAAGCUGGGGACGCGUUUCAGUGUGCCACGGAAAUGGUGUGUCUGUGGGGUGGUUCAGGAGAAGGUGUACGUCGCAAGCGGGUCUGGAAAGGACUGGGACCGAGAAGUGUCCAAGUCUGCCGAAUUCUAUAACCUUGUGAACGAUAAUUGGGAGAAGAUGAUGAGCUUGUCUACUUCCAAGUUCAGCGGAGAAGCCAUGACAGCCGUGACAAACGACAAUAAGCUGUAUUUCGUAAGCGGUCGGGGUGUAUUCUCCAAGGAAGGAGUCGUGUAUGACCUUGCGACCGACUCGUGGUCGGAUAUGGCUCCGGGCCUGAAGAGAGGCUGGACUGGUCCGUGCGUAGCCGUGAAUGGAAGAUUCUACUUGCUGGAAACCCCAGCAGGGAGGCUGAAGGUGUACGUUCUGGAGAAGGACGAUUGGGAUGUGAUCAUGGAGGAUGCGAGGCUGGGAAAUCUGGAGAUGUUCGUCGGAGCGAAGGGCAAGAUUGUUUCUAUUGUAGGGCUAGGGAUGGAUACUCAGCCAAGUGCAGGGAGCGUUCUGCGAGUGAUCGACAUUGCUUCUGAGGCUCCGCAAAUUUACGAUAUUCCAGUGAAUGAGGGGAAGGUUAUCUCGGUGCAAGUUCUGGGAAUGAUGGGUCGUCGUCCCAAUCCAUAAAAUUAGCAGAGACUCUCAUUCGAAAAAGUCAUUCAAGUAUUGACUGCACGCAUGCUCAGUAAAGUCAAUCUGCAACUUGUACGAGAGAUGCUGUCCCAGGCAUCGGCUACGGCUUCAACUUGCUGCUACGAGAUAUCUCGAGAACCGCACCAUGUUUAGGCCGAAUACUGUGCUCGCCCUGGACAAAAAUCAAUUAUCCCUGACCCCAAAUCAGCAAGGAGAUGAAGUCCACUAUUCCUCGCACGAGCUAAUCGUAUGAAUCGAAAUUCAAAGCACUAGAUCGGGAUAUACUGAUGCCCAAUACUUUGAGCCCUCUGUCUGACUUCACUUAUCAACAUGAGCAUAUUAACCUUUUA
Molecule: messenger RNA, 2357 nt
Organism: Physcomitrium patens
Lineage: Eukaryota; Viridiplantae; Streptophyta; Bryopsida; Funariales; Funariaceae
Product: F-box/kelch-repeat protein SKIP25
Molecular function (GO): protein binding
Source: RefSeq, a predicted model, not a curated record